AUGUCGGCAGGAUAUGACCGCUACCACAGACCAUUCUACAUCUCAGCAGAUCCUGUCCUCUUCCCACUGGCCCUCCUUACAAACAACACGGAAGACGUGAAUGCGCUGCCUUCAGGCCUGGCUUGUUCAUGUCUAUUUCCGGCUGGUCGUGAUCUUGAUUUUGCUUGCCAUGCAGGAUCAGAGGCGAUGCCUGCUUCGAAUGCUGAGGGCAGGGCCCACUUGAAAAUCGCGACCUGGCCGCUAGUUGCAAGUGCUGUGGCUGAGUGUGUGCCGAGCACAACUCUGACUCAGGAUCUGGGAGGAGCGUGGCUGGUAUCCAGCGUCCUUUAUGCUUUUCAAUUCGAUUUGCGGAAUCCAAGGGCCUCCAAGGCGGCCAAGUACUUUCCGGUGCCACCGCCAGAAGUGGAAAACGUGACGAAUGAGACGAAUGAGACGAAUAUGACCAACAUGAGCAAUGAGACCGAGAACGACAGCAACGUUUCAAUCCCAAUGGAGCCUGAGAACCCAAACAGAUGGCAGUUCGUCACAAUUGAUCGUGCGGGGCGCAUGGUACACAAUCAGAUCGUGGAUGGCUACACUUUAGAGCCACCCACGAACGUGAGCAAUGCGUCAUCUGGUCCCUCGGAAGUCGCCGAGCUGUUUGAAGCAGCCGCUUUCUUUCCCAGCUCGGUCGACGCAGGGUCGAUUACCGACAUCUGUGCUGCUUUCAGAUUGCGAAGCCGAGCAUGCCUAUCACCGUAUGGCUGCGAACUUCACAUCUAUCCGCCUCCUGGAAAUGGAAAGAUGAAGCUCGCACAGCCCGCGCUCUUUGCUUUCUUGACAGGUGCUGAGCACGGCCUGGAUCCCUUGACCACAUGCACGGCGCAGUUCAACCAGACCUCGAUGCAGACUCAAUUCAUACUCAUCCUGCCCCCCAGCAUCUUGCUGGACUUCACCUCGUAUGCAUUCCAGUUCUCAUUGAUCAACCCAUCCCAGACACCUUUGGACAACAACUGGGUCGUGCAGCUGUGGAGCAUCGAUGUGCAAGGCGGAGCAUUCCAGCAACGCCUCACGCACCAACAAGAUGACGUGUCCGGGUUCGAGGUGCUUGCCCAGCCACCAAUCACUCCCACCCUCCAGUACGUUCGGGCGGACAAAGCCGUCCGAUUGAAGGACAAGGACUAUGCAGUCGCAGUGGAGUUCAAGACGAGAGUAGACUGUGGUGGCUACAACUGGGUCGGCAGCGGCGUUUGGGGUGAAUCCGUUUGCUUGAUGAAGGCCGUUGACAAUCCCAGCGCCAGCUUCCAAGAGUCGCUGCCUCAGAGCACCAAGAAGCACACUCCGACGAUCCACGCAUCUUGCAUCCUUGACGCGCGGAGGUGUAUGGACGUUGUGCUGUUCCCUGAGCUCGUAGAAACGCGAUGUCUACCUGCCGGAACUCAAGCAGCUCUACGAAAGAACGAAACCGGUUGCUGGUUCGAGUUCAUCACCGGUCGUCUCAGGGACACUUGGGACUAUGCGUUUGUGUUGUACGUCGCUUCGGUUCAGCCACUCCCAUCUGCGGAUAAUGAGUGGACAUUUCACUUCAUUGACAACGGUCUCCUGGCAGGCAGACUUUCCCCAAUCAACUCAGAGACCAUCCUGGGCUUUGUCCUCAUCUCCUCUACAACUACGACCACCGCACCAUUCCUCCGGGCGGCGCUUUUCGCUACCACCAGGGACAUAUUGACCACUGACGUUUGCCUGAGCUUCGAAGUUGAAGAGGAGAUCCUCGAGCGACCGUCUCUACGCAUGUAUAUGCCAGAAGGCUUUCGAAGCACUGGCGGCUCCUGUGGAUAUGAAGCCAACGUAACGCAAUUUCCCGAUUGCAGCGGCAACAUGUUCCUGGCGGCAUCUGACAUCUCUUGCGAGGAAGGCUUUGACCCCCGGCAACUUCGAUACUAUUUGCACUUCGACACCACAGGCGAUGCGAAUAGCUCCUCUGGCUUCGCCUUUCAAUUCCAGGUCAAAGCCCCUCGAACAUCUCCGGAACCAAACACAUGGAGCUUGACACUGGAGACCCAGAAGGCUGCUUAUCUCUACAAACUCAAGUCGUUUUCUUGGAUGGCAGGAUUGAUGAGUUCUGAUGGCCUGGCCUUCAGGGCUGAGACGGGUGAUGUCGGGCAGUACUUGUCCCUCCUGACUCAGGGCUCUUAUGUCACAGAGAUGGAAAACAGCCUGCACCGAGGUUCGUGCGUGUAUCAGGGCCGGGUGCUCCCAUAUGAUGUGAUCUCACAAUUUCCUGACGAGAAUCCGGGAAUGCGGCUCAGCUUCAUGGACUGUGCAGACGCAAGCAGCGGAAUUGAUGCAAACCGACAAGGUAUGAAGACCUGCCAAACAUCGGCAUCUAUGGCACAAGCUGCGCUGCCUGGGAUUUUGUUCCGGGCACGCCCCACUAUGGCUGCUCGGCCGUGCUAUGUGGACAGCGAUUGCGGUAGCGGAAUGUCAUCAAGCUUGUUCAAUGGAUCAGAUAUGCACUACAGCUAUGAUGCAUGUGGUCGGGCACCAGAUUGCUACAACCACUUCGAUGACCCACGCUGCCCGUACGAUCCCACAGGCACAGAAUCCUUCGCCGUGCACAAAGGAGAUGGUUGCGAAUGUUUAUACCAUGGCGCAACUCUGCCAGAGAGCGUGUACACCGGGUACCCUUUGAACCAUCCUGGGCUCUAUACGAACUUGACCUACAUCAGCGUCUAUGGCACUACUUGCGCAGCAUGGGACCAGAUGCCGGAGACUCCGGGAGCAUCAUAUUGCACCAACAACGCUGACUGGUGCCACUCGCAGUUCAACUGGUGUCAACUUCCAUGGUGCUUCGUCGGGGAAGGCUGUUCGAGCAGACUGGCAAUGGAGGGUUUCGGGGGAUCGGCGGCUGCAUACUACAGCUACGACACUUGCCUGUCUGCGCCGGACUGCCGCACAAUGCCGUUUGAUGCUUCGUGUCCCUUCGAUGCUUCAGAUCUACACUGGGCAACAGCCGCAGAUUGCCCGCUUGGUUGGUCAGACACUUGUCAGUGCACAUAUCAGGGGACGACACUGCCACCAGAAAUGUACCUGAACUAUCCUCUCGACGAACCUGGCAAGUAUGCGAAGCUAGCCAACAUUGCCAUUUACGGCACUUCUUGUGCCGCAUGGGACUCUGUUCCUUCCACGCCAAUGGCCAGCAUGUGUGCUAUGGGAUCUGACUGGUCUACUGUAGAAAACAACUGGUGCCACGUCCCAUGGUGCUAUGUGAGCCCAGGAUGUGCAUCUGCUGUUGCGUCGACAGUGUUUAAUGGUUCCACCGUGAUGCACUACAGCUAUGAUGCGUGCGGAAAUGCGCCAGACUGCUACAACAACUUUGCUGGUGAUCCUCGUUGUCCUUAUGACCCAAGUGGCGAUGGCACAUUCGCUGUGCACAAGGGUCAAGGAUGUGAAUGCACUUUUCAAGGUGCCGAGUUGCCAUGGGAACUGUAUCUGCAGUAUCCGAAUGACCAUCCGGGCAUGUAUGCGAACUUGACCUACAUCAGCGUCUAUGGCACUACUUGCGCUGCAUGGGACCAGAUGCCGGAGACUCCGGGAGCAUCAUAUUGCACCAACAACGCUGACUGGUGCCACUCGCAGUUCAACUGGUGUCAACUUCCAUGGUGCUUCGUCGGGGAAGGCUGUUCGAGCAGACUGGCAAUGGAGGGUUUCGGGGGAUCGGCGGCUGCAUACUACAGCUACGACACUUGCCUGUCUGCGCCGGACUGCCGCACAAUGCCGUUUGAUGCUUCGUGUCCCUUCGAUGCUUCAGAUCUACACUGGGCAACAGCCGCAGAUUGCCCGCUUGGUUGGUCAGACACUUGUCAGUGCACAUAUCAGGGGACGACACUGCCACCAGAAAUGUACCUGAACUAUCCUCUCGACGAACCUGGCAAGUAUGCGAAGCUAGCCAACAUUGCCAUUUACGGCACUUCUUGUGCCGCAUGGGACUCUGUUCCUUCCACGCCAAUGGCCAGCAUGUGUGCUAUGGGAUCUGACUGGUCUACUGUAGAAAACAACUGGUGCCACGUCCCAUGGUGCUAUGUGAGCCCAGGAUGUGCAUCUGCUGUUGCGUCGACAGUGUUUAAUGGUUCCACCGUGAUGCACUACAGCUAUGAUGCGUGCGGAAAUGCGCCAGACUGCUACAACAACUUUGCUGGUGAUCCUCGUUGUCCUUAUGACCCAAGUGGCGAUGGCACAUUCGCUGUGCACAAGGGUCAAGGAUGUGAAUGCACUUUUCAAGGUGCCGAGUUGCCAUGGGAACUGUAUCUGCAGUAUCCGAAUGACCAUCCGGGCAUGUAUGCGAACUUGACCUACAUCAGCGUCUAUGGCACUACUUGCGCUGCAUGGGACCAGAUGCCGGAGACUCCGGGAGCAUCAUAUUGCACCAACAACGCUGACUGGUGCCACUCGCAGUUCAACUGGUGUCAACUUCCAUGGUGCUUCGUCGGGGAAGGCUGUUCGAGCAGACUGGCAAUGGAGGGUUUCGGGGGAUCGGCGGCUGCAUACUACAGCUACGACACUUGCCUGGCUGCGCCGGACUGCCGCACAAUGCCGUUUGAUGCUUCGUGUCCGUUCGAUUCUAGAGAUACCAAUUGGCCAACUGCAGAAGACUGUCCAAACAGCUGGUCCGAUGUAUGCGAGUGUCAGUACCAGGGCACCAUGCUGCCGCACGCUUUGGUCACUCAGUUUCCCAUGCAAGAUCCUGGUAUGUAUGCGCACAUGCCCAACAUCGGGGUGUAUGGCACAAGCUGCGCUGCCUGGGAUCAGGUGCCUGGAACACCCCUUUCCAGCGGAUGUGCUCCGGGUUCUGACUGGUCGAAGCCUGAAUUCAACUGGUGCCAACUUCCAUGGUGCUACGUCAACAGCACGUGUGCCUCGAGGAUCCCAACUCGAGUGUUCAAUGGCUCCAUGGCAUACUACAGCUACGACACAUGCGGCAACGCACCAGAUUGUUACCAUGAUUUCGCGCAAGAUCACCGGUGCCCAUAUGAUCCGUAUGGCAGCAAAAGCUACAAGGUUCACAAGGCUGAUGGCUGCGAGUGCCUGUUCCAUGGCCAGGAGCUUCCUGAUGAGGUCUUCGCCCUGGACACAAUGGAUGACUCGGACACUUCCGAAGUGUUUGGUAAUGUAUCUUAUGCCCGCAUCUAUGGGACCACCUGCGCUGCCUGGGAUCAGAUGCCUGAGAGCCCAUGGGCCCAGUACUGCCCGCGCCAUGCAGACUGGUGCCACAGCGAGCACAACUGGUGCCAGCUGCCAUGGUGCUAUGUCUCUGAGUCCUGUGAAUCAAAGCUGAACAGCACUAUAUUCGACAAUGUAUCUGUUUCUUUCUACAGCUAUGAUACCUGCCUGGACACCCCAAACUGCCGCGCAAUGCCCUUUGAUGCUUCGUGUCCGUUCGAUUCUAGAGACACCAAUUGGCCAACUGCGAGGGAGUGUACCGAAAGCUGGUCCGAUUCCUGUGAAUGUCAGUACCAAGGCUCCAUGCUGCCACAGGCUUGGUUUACGCACUUUCCCGCAGGAGAGCCAGGGAAGUUCAUCGGCAUGCCUAACAUCGCAGUGUAUGGCACAAGCUGCGCUGCCUGGGAUCAGGUGCCAGGGACGCCUCUUUCAGGCAGAUGUGCUCCGGGAUCUGACUGGUCGAGUCCUGAAUUCAACUGGUGCCAGCUUCCUUGGUGCUACGUCAGCCCGCAUUGCCCCUCACGGAUUCCCACUCGGGUCUUCAAUGGCUCCAUGGCAUACUACAGCUAUGAUGCCUGCGGCAACGCGCCAGACUGUUACAGCUAUUUCCACCGUGAUCAUCGAUGUCCUUAUGAUCCGUACAGUGGUAAGACUUACAAGAUUCACAAGAAUGGCGAGUGCGACUGCUUGUUUCAUGGCUCACUUCUGUGGCACACCACAUACAGCCUGCAUCCGAUAACUGAGGCGGGCAAAUAUGCAAACCUGAGCCGCAUCAGCAUCUAUGGCACUACUUGCGCUGCAUGGGAUCAGAUGCCUGAGACUCCAUGGGCCCAGUACUGCCCGCGCAAUGCGGACUGGUGCCACAGCCACUACAACUGGUGCCAGCUGCCAUGGUGCUACGUUUCUGAGGCAUGUCCCAGCCGACUGCGCAGUACUGUGUUCGAUGAUGCCUCCACUGCCUUCUACAGCUACGACACCUGUUCGGACACGCCCAACUGCCGCACAAUGCCGUUUGAUGCUUCGUGUCCGUUCGAUUCUAGAGAUACCAAUUGGCCAACUGCAGAAGACUGUCCAAACAGCUGGUCCGAUGUAUGCGAGUGCCAGUACCAAGGCACCAUGCUGCCGCAGGCUUUGUUCAUGCAGUUUCCCAUGCAAAAUCCUGGUAUGUAUGCGCAUAUGCCCAACAUCGGGGUGUAUGGCACAAGCUGCGCUGCGUGGGAUCAGGUGCCAGGAACACCCCUUUCCAGCGGAUGUGCUCCGGGUUCUGACUGGUCGAAGCCUGAAUUCAACUGGUGCCAACUUCCAUGGUGCUACGUCAACAGCACGUGUGCCUCGAGGAUCCCAACUCGAGUGUUCAAUGGCUCCAUGGCAUACUACAGUUACGACUCAUGCGGCAGUGCACCAGACUGCUACCAUGAUUUCGCGCAAGAUCACCGGUGCCCAUAUGAUCCGUAUGGCAGCAAAAGCUACAAGGUUCACAAGGCUGAUGGCUGCGAGUGCCUGUUCCAUGGGGCAGCUCUUCCUACUGAUGUAUACCUGUCUUAUCCUAGCAAUGAGCCGGGAAAAUAUGCAAACCUGAGCCACAUCAGCAUCUAUGGCACAACUUGUGCUGCAUGGGAUCAGAUGCCUGAGACUCCAUGGGCCCAGUACUGCCCGCGCAAUGCGGACUGGUGCCACAGCCACUACAACUGGUGCCAGCUGCCAUGGUGCUACGUUUCUGAGGCAUGUCCCAGUCGAUUGACGAGUACUGUAUUGAACGCUGCGUCCACCACAUUCUUCAGCUAUGAGACAUGCCUGUCCGCACCAGACUGCCGUGCAUCACCGUUCGAUGCUUCCUGUCCCUUCGAUUCCGGAGACACCAGCUGGUCGACGGCAGAAGACUGUCCAAACAGCUGGUCCGAUGUAUGCGAGUGCCAGUACCAAGGCACCAUGCUGCCGCAGGCUUUGUUCAUGCAGUUUCCCAUGCAAAAUCCUGGUAUGUAUGCGCAUAUGCCCAACAUCGGGGUGUAUGGCACAAGCUGCGCUGCGUGGGAUCAGGUGCCAGGAACACCCCUUUCCAGCGGAUGUGCUCCGGGUUCUGACUGGUCGAAGCCUGAAUUCAACUGGUGCCAACUUCCAUGGUGCUACGUCAACAGCACCUGUGCCUCGAGGAUCCCAACUCGAGUGUUCAAUGGCUCCAUGGCAUACUACAGUUACGACUCAUGCGGCAAUGCACCAGACUGCUACCAUGAUUUCGCGCAAGAUCACCGGUGCCCAUAUGAUCCGUAUGGCAGCAAAAGCUACAAGGUUCACAAGGCUGAUGGCUGCGAGUGCCUGUUCCAUGGGGCAGCUCUUCCUACUGAUGUAUACCUGUCUUAUCCUAGCAAUGAGCCGGGAAAAUAUGCAAACCUGAGCCACAUCAGCAUCUAUGGCACUACUUGUGCUGCAUGGGAUCAGAUGCCUGAGACUCCAUGGGCCCAGUACUGCCCGCGCAAUGCGGACUGGUGCCACAGCGACUACAACUGGUGCCAGCUACCUUGGUGCUUCGUUAGUGAGAGAUGUGAGAGUCGGGUGGUCAGCAGGGUGUUCGAUGGGUCAGCGGUGGCUUUUCUCAGCUAUGACACAUGCCUUUCGAGUCCAGAUUGCUUCUCAGUGCCAUAUGAAGAUGAUUGCCCUUUUGAUUGGACCCAGAGCAGCUGGAGCACUCCUGCACAGUGUCCCUAUGAUUGGUCCGACGUUUGCGAUUGCAUAUACCAGGGCAACAGGCUUCCUUCGGAACUCGUCAGGAAUUUCCCCUCGGCAUUUCCGGGCAAGUUCAAGGACUACCGUAACAUUGAAACUUGGAUGAAUUGCCCUACAGGAUUUGCUUCAGUGCCACAUACGCCGUUGUACGCCCACUGCAAGCCUGGAUCGAAUUGGAGCGAGCAGGAGUACAACUGGUGCCAGCUGCCUUGGUGCUAUGUUGGCCCAGCGUGCCCAACCAGACUAAAGACGCAGCUCUUCGCCGGGUCAAGCACCACAUAUUUCAGUUAUGAUGCAUGCGGGAAUGCACCGGACUGCUACCACGACUUCGAGAGCCCUCGCUGUCCUUAUGAUCCUUACAGCACACUGUCCUACAAGAUUCACAAAGGCAACGGGUGCGAAUGCAUCUACCAAGGGAAUCUGCUUCCGAGCUACGUCUACCAGAAUUUCCCACUUAGCCAGCGUGGACGAUAUGCCAACUUGACAGCAAUUGGAAUCUAUGGCACAACGUGUGCUGCAUGGGACCAGAUGCCAGAAACGCCGUUGGCGAACCACUGUCCUCCCGACGCUGACUGGUGCCUCUCCAGCUACAACUGGUGCCAACUGCCUUGGUGCUACGUGUCUUCGGACUGCUCCAGCAAGCUUCGGACAAGCCUGUUUGAUGGUUUUCUUGAGAUGUAUUACAGCUACGACACCUGCUUGUCCACACCAGAUUGCUACACUGACCCUUUUGAUGAUCGGUGCCCGUUCGACCGCAAAGAUACAGCCUGGUCAACGGCGAGUGAUUGCGAGGACUACAACAAUGAGGUGCGUUUCGAUGGGUGGAAGGAUGUGUGCCGGUGUGAGUACCAGGGAACCUUGCUGCCAGAAGAGCUCUACACCAGCUAUCCGCUUGAGGCACCAGGCACAUUCUCCCGCCUUCCCAACAUCGGCGUGUAUGGAACGUCUUGUGCUGCGUGGGACUACAUGCCCGGCACACCAAUGGCUACACAUUGCCCACCCCACUCUAACUGGUCGAACUCUGACACUAACUGGUGCCAGCUGCCCUGGUGCUACGUGAGCAAAGAAUGUGUCUACAAGAUUCCCAGCCGCGUCUUCAAUGGUUCCACGGCGUAUUUCAGCUACGAAAUCUGUGGCAAGACCCCAGAUUGCGACAGCAACUAUGUAGCCGAUGCCCGGUGUCCAUACGAUCCGCAUGGCACGAAAUCCUACACACUGCACAAGGGUGAGGGGUGCGAAUGCUUGUAUCACGGAGGAGAGCUACCAUCGCAUGUCUACCAAAGCUACCCGAUGGAACAGCCAGGAAAGUAUGCGAACCUUACGUACGUCAAGCUGUAUGGCACAAGCUGCGCGGCCUGGGAUCAGGUGCCAGAGACGCCCUGGUUUGAAUACUGCCCUGUGGGUAGUGACUGGUGCAGUUCUGCCAGCAACUGGUGCCAGCUGCCUUGGUGUUAUGUUGGGGGCAACUGUUCGAGUCGAGUUGCUAGUACGGUCUUUGCAGGUUCCGAGGUGGCUUUCCACAGCUAUGACACCUGCCUAUCGACCCCCGACUGCCGCACCAUUCCCUAUGACUUGCCUUGUCCUUUUGAUGCGAAGUUUUCCGCGUGGUCGACGGCUGCUGAUUGUCGUGACGGGUGGUCGGACAUCUGCGAGUGCAAAUUCCAGGGCACUGUCUUGCCAGCUUCAACUUACAUGAACUACCCGAUUCAAGACCCUGGAAGGUAUGCAGACCUACCCCACAUCGCUGCGUAUGGCACUGCUUGCGCUGCAUGGGACCAAGUUCCUGGCACGCCAUUUGCGCCCAUGUGCCCACCGGGCUCUGACUGGUCAAGUGCGGAGUACAACUGGUGCCAGCUACCCUGGUGCUACGUGGAUUCGGAUUGCGUCACCAGGCGCUCCACCAGUGUCUUUAAUGGCACCACUAUGUACUACAGCUAUGAUGCUUGCGGAAAUGCUCCGGAUUGCUACAAUCACUUCACCACAGAAGAUCGCUGUCCUUGGGACCCUUAUCACAUGAAGAUGUACCGCCUGCACAAAGACAAGGGCUGUGAGUGUAUUCAUGCUGGACAAAUGCUGCCUCUUGAUGUAAUUGAAAGGUACCCCAUGAAUGAGCCAGGCAAGUAUGCAAAUUUGAGUUUUAUACGAAUCUACGGGACAAGCUGCGGGUCCUGGGACACCUUGCCAGCUGGUCCCCUGAGUGACUACUGCCUUCCGGGCUCAGACUGGUGCUCCACAGAGAGCAACUGGUGCCAGCUUCCAUGGUGCUUCGUGGCUGCUUCAUGCGCCACGAAAAUCCGGAGCAGAUUGCUUGAUGGGCCUGGCACACAGUUCUACAGCUAUGACACCUGUCUUUCCUCACCAGACUGCCGCAAUGUCCCUUAUGAUGCAGCCUGCCCCUUCGACUCCACUGACAAUGGCUGGUCAACCGCGGAGCAGUGCCCGGACAGUUGGUCAGAUGUGUGUGCGUGCAUGUAUCAAGGGGGCAGCCUUCCAGCUACGAUCUACAACAACUUCCCAUCCUUAGAACCUGGGAGGUGGGCCACGCUGCAAAAUACCCCCAUCUACGGAACGUCCUGUGCUGCCUGGGAUGUGGUGCCUCAGACUCCUCAAUCCGUCUUCUGCCCACCAGGCGCCGACUGGUCCUCUGAAAGUCUGAGCUGGUGUCAACUGCCAUGGUGCUAUGUCAGCGAGAGCUGCGUGACCAGGAUCGCCACUCGUGUCUUUGAGGGGUCUGACUUGUGGUUUAGCUACGAUGCCUGUGGCAACGCGCCUGAUUGUUACAACCACUUCAGCACCAGUGCCAAAUGCCCAUACGACCCUUAUGGCAGCAACACUUACAUGGUACACAAAGGUGGCAGCUGCGCGUGCAAGUACCAUGGUUAUGAGCUGCCGUUUGAAGCCUACACAAGGUUUCCUGUCAGAGAGCCUGGAAAGUAUGAGAAUAUGCCGCAUAUCGCAGUCUACGGCACUACAUGCGCCGCUUGGGAUCAGAUGCCAAACACUCCCAGCUACUGCCCUGCUGGUGUGGACUGGUGCAGCAGUGAACACAACUGGUGUCAACUUCCGUGGUGCUUUGUUGGAGCCAACUGCAGCACGAAGCUCGCAAGCUCCAUAUUUCAAGGCUCAGACGUGGCAUACUACAGUUAUGAUACCUGCUUGUCCGCGCCAAAUUGUCGGGACGAGCCAUUCGAUCCCAGAUGUCCGUAUGACUCCAGUGAUGCAGGAUGGUCAACUGCUCAGGUGUGCACUGAUGGAUGGAGCGAUGUUUGCCAAUGUCUCCAUCAAGGUGAUGUGUUGCCUGAAGAUAUAUACGUGCAGUACCCAAUGCAGGAGCCAGGCAAGUACAUGAACAUGUCGAGCAUCUCAUUUUAUGGCACAAGCUGUGCUGCAUGGGACCAAGUGCCUGGAACGCCUUGGGCACACUUCUGCCCGCCUGGGUCUGAUUGGUCCACUGAAACCUUCAACUGGUGUCAAGUGCCAUGGUGUUAUGUUAGCGCGAGUUGCAAGUCGCGCAUUCGUAGUUCUGUCUUUGAUGGUUCCUCCACACUUUACUACAGCUACGACGUCUGUGGCAACGCCCCUGAUUGCUACAACGACUUCACCGGAGACCGCCGAUGCCCCUUUGAUCCCUCGCGAGCCUUGUCAUAUGCCUUGCACAAAGGACAUGGGUGUGAGUGCCUCUACCAUGGAACAGAGUUGCCUUCAGAGACUUACUUGAACUACCCUGUUGAAGAUCCGGGCAAGUAUGCCACGCUGCUCGCCAUCAAGAUCUAUGGUACCGGCUGCGCAGCCUGGGAUCAGAUGCCAGCAACCCCGUGGGCAAGCUAUUGUCCGGCCGAUGCGGAUUGGUGUCACUCAGACAACAACUGGUGCCAGCUUCCAUGGUGCUACGUGGGCGACAGUUGCGAGUCUAAACUGCCGACUAGUGUGUUCAACGGCUCGGCUACCAUGUAUUACAGCUACGACACAUGCUUCUCCACUCCGAACUGCCAUCUGCCCCUGGAACCUGGGUGUCCAUAUGACGUGACGGUGGCUCAUUGGGCGACUGGCUCCGAUUGCCCGAAUGGAUGGUCCGAUGUUUGUGACUGCGUAUAUCAGGGCUCGACACUUCCCGAGGACUUGCAUGACCAGUUCCUUCUUUAUAACCCAGGCCUGCACCAGAACCGGACGAGCAUGGCGCUGUAUGGGACAAGCUGCGCCGCCUGGGAUGUCAUUCCGGGAACCCCACAUUCUGAAACAUGCCUGUCUACAUCAGAUUAUUCUGGGGAUCUGAAUUGGUGCCAGGUGCCGUGGUGCUACGUCAAUAGUUCUUGCCCUACACGAAUUCCGAGUCGGGUCUUGGACGGCUCUGGCGUUUUCUUUAGCUAUGAUAGUUGUGGGAAUGCCCCAGACUGCUACAACCACUUCCAGGCAAGCAAGUGCCCUUUCGACCCGUAUGGGACACAGAUGUACACACUACACAAGGGCAGUGGAUGUCAGUGCCUUUUUCAUGGUUCACAUCUGCCAGAAGAGGUCUAUACGAUGCAUCCCAGUGAGCAUCCCGGACUAUACAGUAACCUCACUCACAUUUCCGUCUACGGAACAGCCUGUGCUGCAUGGGAUCAGAUGCCUGGAACUCCUUGGGCUGGGUUUUGCCCUCAUGGGGCAGAUUGGUGUGCAUCCACACACAACUGGUGCCAGCUUGCGUGGUGCUAUGUGUCUAGUGAUUGUGAAACCCGGCUUGCUAGCACACUCUUCAGUGGAUCUGCGGCAGCUUUUUACAGCUAUGACACCUGCAUGUCAAUGCCAAAUUGCCUCAGCUUUCCCUAUGAUCCCCGCUGCCCAUUCGACAAGCAGGAUUUAUCUUUCUCUACUGCUGCGGACUGUCGCUAUGGUUGGACUGACACACCUGGUGUCCCAAUCACCUUGUUCGACGCAGUCCUCGUGAUGGAUGACGUGUGGGAUUUCAGGGCAUCUGCUUACCAGGAGAGCGUAGUUAGCACCACAGGGCUCAGCAGCCAACAGGUUCUCAUGGACUCUGUGCAGUAUCGGGUGGCGAUUCCAUACGCCCUACUCUGGGCUUCUGUGCAAAUAGGCGAUGCGGAGCUGUCAGAAGCAGUAUCUGCGGCCACCAAGAUCGAUCUUUCCAAGGUCUUGGUGCGAUCCAACAGACGCCUGUCAGACUCGGACUCAGCCUCGUGGAGCGAACGAAGGCUGCAGAGCUUGUUCCAAGUCUACGCCUUGACUGACAAUGCCGCCGAUUUGAGCAGCAUGCAGUCCAGACUUGCGAAUGCUAGCUUGCUUCAAACGAGCCUGGCAGCAAGUGGGGUUGAGGCUCGCAUGCAGAUCACGGGCGCUGCGCAGCAGGAGGUGCUGGUUUCUACCAGGCUUCUGGCUGCUGACCCUAUGGACCCUCCGGCGGCAUCUCCUGAUGCAGCCGCCCUGUCCAGCGAUAUGUCACAGCGGCUAGGGAUCGUGGUUUCGGCGCAAAUUGAGAACGAGGCCGUGAAGCUGCCACCGACCUCAACAACAGUCACAGAGACAUCCACCACGACCAUUUCAUCCACAUCAACAUCCAGUACCGCGACACAUACCAGCUCCACCACUCUCUCCACGACCUCCAUCACGCUGACAACCACAACGCUCGUUAUCGAGACUCGGAUUCUGCUCAAUGGAGUGGAGUACCUGAGCACGGAGAUCGAGGCCUGGGCUGUGGGAAUGAAGUUCUGCCUCCCGGAUACCAGCACGAUGACAUCCACGACCAUGACAACCACGGGGCAGUAUGUUGGAGCAGCUGAGAUUGGAGGUGCCGUCGUCUUCCAGCUUUGCCGGGACAUUUUUCAACAGGACCCGCCCAGCACGAUGGAUUGCUACUGGCGUGAGGAUGCGUUGUCUGAGUGGAUUCUUUUUGGAGGGGCCGGAACAUGUGAAGCUGCCACAUGCCGUUGCGCAGCCUGGAGUGCCGGAAAUCACGACUAUCAGCUACGACUGAGCUUGGGCGGCCAAGAUCACUUCACAACUGAGAAGCUCGCUACUGCUUCAGGGCCGAAGUAUUGCCCCACGGAAACUACGAGCACAACCACCACGACCACCACUACCACGACAGCCACGGAAAGCAUUGGCGUUCAAGAGAUGAAUGGAGCAGUGUUCUUCCACGUGUGCAGCGAUGUUGAGGGACCCGUUAUUUGCAGCUGGCGGCGAAGAGGAGAAUUCUUUUGGUUUCCGUUCGAGGGCUAUGGCUCGUGCUAUGCACGGAAGUGUACCUGCCCGGCCAUCACAACGGACAUGUUCUUCAGCAUGAGAGUUCCUAGCACAGUCGAGUCGACCACUACCGUAACCACCUUCACAGCCACGUCAACAACUGAAACAAUGACCACCAGCUCAACGCGGCCUCCGAACACCACCAUUGCCAAGACAGCCCGUUGCAUCACAGCUCGUGCUGCCCCAUGGCUCCUGAUGCUGUUGCUGCUCUGCGCGUUCUUCGCGUAG
Symbiodinium natans is the source of this 14388-nucleotide messenger RNA. The record is from the annotation of a GenBank genome assembly. NCBI's taxonomy places the organism in Eukaryota, Dinophyceae, Suessiales, Symbiodiniaceae.